This is a messenger RNA of Notechis scutatus (mainland tiger snake), 800 nucleotides long. The record is from RefSeq and is a predicted model, not a curated record. Lineage: Eukaryota; Metazoa; Chordata; Lepidosauria; Squamata; Elapidae.
GGACUUUCAGCUAAUUGGUGGUCUUUGCACCAUUCCCAGCAUCAUGCUAAACCCAACUGUUUCCAGAAGGACCCAGAUGUUUCAUUUCAUCCCAUUAUUUUGUCAUUAGGGGAACCUCUUUCUUUGGAGUUGGGUUUGCAGAAAAAGAAACAUAUGCCUUAUAACUAUCAGCACAAGUAUUUUUUCUUCACAUUGCCACUGAUUGUAGUGCCAACUUUUCAAGUUUACUCGUUGUACUUUAUACUCCAACGCAAACUCUGGAGGGAAAUAGCAUGGACCGUGGCAUAUUUUAUCAGAUUCUUUAUUGCCUUCAACCCCAUAUUGGGAUUCAAGGGUGUUUUGGGAUACCUCCUUCUUUUAAAUGUUCUUGAGAGUAUCCUAUUUACAUGGAUAUCGCAGAUGAGUCAUAUUCCUAUGCACAUUGAUCGUGAUAAAAACAUGGAUUGGUUCUCUACACAGCUUCAGGCAACAUGCAAUGUGAAUCAAUCUUUUUUCAACGACUGGGUAACAGGGCACCUGAAUUUUCAAAUUGAGCACCAUCUCUUCCCUACGAUGCCCCGGCACAACUUUUGGAAAGUGGCUCCUUUGGUGAAAUCCAUGUGUGCCAAACAUGGUAUUGAAUAUCAAUCAAAACCCCUCUUCACUGGCUUUACUGACAUUGUGCAGUAAGUAUCAGAUUGCAAAGAUAUCAAGUCAGAGGAGGGGUUGGGGAUCUAAGAAACAUACAAUAUAGAAAGGUUAGCCAAACAGCAAAUCAAAUGAAGGAUCUGCAUGGUUUUGCUCUUCAGGACACGGGAAAG